AUGUAUUCAGGAAACCACUAUAAACUUUUCAGUAAACCACCACCAGAAGACCGGUUGUUAGAAUUACAGAUUAAAGAAGCUUUAGCAGCAUCAUUAAAAGAAUCUGGUGGUAAUGACAAUGAUAAAUCAGUUUUUAAUGAUGUUGAUGAUGAUAAUUGUUUUCUUGUUAAUGAUAAACUAACAUCAACACAAAAAGAUCCAGAAAAAGAUAUUAAAGUCAAGAAUGAUGAUGAAAUAGAAGUGAUAUCUACCACUGUUUCUGAUUCUCCUCUGAUCUACAAUGAUUAUUUUAUUGUAGAUACUAAAGUGAAGAAUGGAGAUGAAAUAGAAGUGAUAUCUUCUACCACUGUUUCUGAUUCUCUUCUGAUGUACAAUGAUUAUUAUAUUUUAGAUAGUAAAGUCAAGAAUGGAGAUGAAAUAGAAGUGAUAUCUACCACUGUUUCUGAUUCUCCACCUCGAAAACGACAGAAAACGUCUAAAUAUAACUGUAUAGAUUCUGAUUCAGAUAAUGACAAAGAUAGCACAUAUGGUGCAGAGAGUGAUGCUUCAGAUGAUGAUGACUUUGACCCAGAUAAUAAUAAUGAUGAUGAUGAUGAUAACAUUAAUAAAAAAUCACAAGUUAAAAAGAAAAAUAAUCAAACUAAAACUGUUACAAAUGUGAGCAAGACACCUGUAUUAAAAUCAACUGUGAAGACACCAAAAGUAACGAAAUCUGUCAGUAAACUAAAACCCAAGCUACCUUCAACACCAAAAGUGACUAUAAACACUCCAGGUGUAGCAUCUGUAGCAUCUGGAACUAUAACACCUAAAUCUACACAGUUAUCUAGAACACCUGGUUCACUCCCACGAAAAAUACCAUCCUGGACACCUCCAGGUCCUGCUGGAAAACAUAGUGGUGAAAGUAUUAAAUCUCCUGGUGGUAUAAGAAUUGGACUAUCAAGACAGCAACGUGUUAAAACAUUACAUCCUUCAUUAACUAUACAACCUUAA
This is a messenger RNA of Lottia gigantea (owl limpet), 990 nucleotides long. RefSeq lists its product as hypothetical. The coding region runs from base 1 to 990 and encodes 329 amino acids. The transcript has 5 exons. NCBI's taxonomy places the organism in Eukaryota, Metazoa, Mollusca, Gastropoda, Lottiidae. The record is from RefSeq and is a predicted model, not a curated record.